AUGCCAGAGAGACUACCAACUAUGUACAGGACCCUGGGGGAGAACUAUAACGAGAGAGUGAUGCCUUCAAUCAUUCAUGAAACACUCAAAGCUGUGGUUGCCCAAUACAAUGCCAGUCAGCUAAUCACACAGAGAGAGGCUGUGAGCAGGGAGAUCAGGAAGAUUCUGACAGAGAGGGCGAAGAACUUCAACAUCGCUCUGGAUGAUGUGUCCAUUACCAGUCUCAGCUUUGGUAAGGAGUUCACUCAUGCCAUUGAAGCCAAACAGGUUGCUGCUCAGGAAGCUGAGCGUGCCAAGUUCAUUGUUGAGAAGGCUGAGCAAGACAAGAAAAGUGCAAUUAUCAGGCAGAUUGAAGCCGCCAGGGAGAUCGCCCACACCAUCGCAGCCUCCAACAACAAGGUGUUCCUCGACUCGGGCGACCUGCUGCUUGGGCUCCAGUCACUCAAGAUGUUGAACAACAACAACAAGAAAUGA
This is a messenger RNA of Triticum turgidum subsp. durum (durum wheat), 474 nucleotides long. Lineage: Eukaryota; Viridiplantae; Streptophyta; Magnoliopsida; Poales; Poaceae. The record is from the annotation of a GenBank genome assembly.